Messenger RNA from Dothidotthia symphoricarpi CBS 119687, 3926 nucleotides. RefSeq names its product ankyrin. Gene Ontology annotation, molecular function: protein binding. The transcript has 3 exons. The coding region runs from base 228 to 3785 and encodes 1185 amino acids. NCBI's taxonomy places the organism in Eukaryota, Fungi, Ascomycota, Dothideomycetes, Pleosporales, Dothidotthiaceae. The record is from RefSeq and is a predicted model, not a curated record.
GCAUGACACAUUCCCUGUAAAUUCAGAUUCUGUUUUGGUCGGCUGUGUUUGGCAGGGCAUGCAUGACAGCAUGGUUGUGCCGUCGCGAAACCUUAAAUAAGCCGUGAUGGCUUUGCCUUCAGCCUGGUCGACACAACAUCCUUCAGCUUUCGCCCAGGACAUCUUUGCACGUCAGACAACAACAUCCAGCACUCUUUUGAUGCCACUUUCCAGAACCGCCUUCCAAGAUGAGCAACGACGCGAGAGCUACAAAGAUCUCCGAACAGAUCUGGGAUAGCCAUCGUUCUACGCUUGAGCGCCUCUACGUACAAGAAGGCAAAGAACUCCAAUAUGUCAUUGAUUUUAUGCAAAAUCAGGAGCGUUUCCUCGCCAGCAAGUCCCAGUACGAGUAUCAGUUCAGGAAAUGGAAAUUCCGGAAGAAUCUCAAGAGGAAGGAUUGGCCUGUGGUGAUCGGAAUUGUCGAAAAGCGAAGACGUCUGGGCAAAGACAGCGAGAUCCUGUUCAAUGGGAUCGUCCUCUCGGACGAGAGGAUUGAAAGAGAAACAGCACGUUAUGGGUCCGCAUUGAAAACUAGCAACCAGCUACCAGAAGGACAACAGCAUGACUUACCCGACGACAUAGUGAUCUCUACGCCCCCCGCUACGUGCAAUUCGCUUGUUCAGUCUCCACGGCUACCUUCCACGGACAUCAACUCCAGUCUCAUCCACACACCACCGAGGUUCGAGCACUCUUGGAGAAUACCGCGUGCAGGAAUUCGCACCCUUCCAAUGGAAUAUGAACCCUUUGCAUGGGUAAAAACCUUGGACUUCACAAGAUUACCACAACUCACAUCAGCAACGAGCAAUCAAUUGAUCAAUCAAUCCAAAGCUGGACUGGCUCGACUAAAUGCUAUGUUCUACCCGACACAGAAUGCAGUUACAAACACUGUCAGCUCUAAAUUCGUGAUUCUACAGUACUUAAUUUCGGCUCUUUUGAACAACACAGAGCUUACGGGAAGGACGAGUCUUGAGAAUAUCCAUAGCUGGCUAAGAAGUAUCCCCCAGCCUGUCCUGCUCGAAUUCUUUGCAGCUCUUCCAAAACCUGUCAUGCCUGUCUUAAGAGAGAGGAUCUUCGCGGCAGCGCUUGAAGAUGAUGAUGGAGUUACAGUACAAUCCAUGCUGACCCUCGGAGUGGAUCCUUUCGAGAUGAUACCUACAGCCUAUGAAGGUCCAGUUCAGCCCCUAGAAAGAGCGUUGGGGCGUGGCCAAGUUGAAGUUGCCAAAACUAUCAUUUCUCACAUCUGCCAGUUAGGAAUGAUUUCCAGCCCAGACUCCGCACUCAAAUUGCUUCUCGAAUCGGCUGAGCGGAUCAGGCGGAUGUUGUUCGAUAGGAUCACGAAUACCGAAUGGGUGGAACUUCUCAUCAUACCUCUCCUCGCUGGCGCAAAACCCAUUGUUGCGUGUUUCCGAAGAUGCCUGGACGAUCCUAGUCUGACAAGACUCAUUCUUGAGAACGGGCAAGGAGGCAUACAGGGGUGGCUUCAAGCUGGUCUUCUUACUCAGUGCUUCGACUGGUACAAAAUCUUCUCGAAAGAAAAAGAAAAAGAAGCCUAUGUACCAUUGUUGAGUAAUAUCCUCACAUACUGUUUGCUCGAGAAAGGUCAUCUGCUUCCGAAAAAUGACCCCGAAAUUGAGCGCGAAUUAUCCCAUGCCUUCUUGGCUACCCUCCGGCUUGGUCUUACAUGGGCAUCCCAAUUAGUCUUUGAAACCUGCUCAAGCUCGAGUAUUUCACUUACGGUCCCUGGAUAUGAUCAUGCUGUGAGCCAACUCAUUUUAGAGGGUUGUUCCAAGGGUGACUGGGCCUCAGCAGAGAAAUCUGCUGACAAAGAGCCUCAAAAGCGUUUUGUCCCACAGAAGGAUCGGCGCGUAAAACCCAGAGCGAUUGAUAUCAAAGGACUUCAAAAAGCAGUUUCUGAAGAUAAUCUGGCGUAUGUCGAAAAACAAUUGAAGUGCGGAGAAGACCUACAGCGAUUUUCAUUAGAAUCUUGGAGACCUAUAUUGGAUCAAGCCGCGCGCUUUGGUCACGACAUGAUUGCGCUUGCGAUCAUGCAAGCCCCUCUUCAUGUAUCUUGGGAAUAUGAUGGAAUCCCUACGCUGUUGCAGCACUGCAGAACACUUGCAAUGAGUACCUUACUUGAGUCUGACUUGAGAUGGAACAAGGCAUUGCAAGCGGCACGUAUCCAGGGAAACUACAUCAUGUUAGACGACUUGCUGUUUCGAAUGCAGAUACUCGACCCAGACCCAAUCUUUCCAGGAAAAUUCUAUGUCAACUCAACUGAAAGUAUUCAGAUGGCACUGCGUGCGCUGUCUUACCACGCAAUUCAGACCAACGAUACAAAUCUAUUGAAAUGGUUGGUUGACACUGGAUUGCACAUGGAUGAAAUCUGGUACAGAAGAUGUGGUGAUGGAUUUGGGACUUUUCUCAAAUUUUCCCCGUGUGUUGGAGUCAGUUUUGGAGAAGGAGGUGGAUUCAUCUUCGAUAAAACUACAGACUAUGGUAAACUACCUUCCCUGCUCUAUCUUGCAGCAAAGCAAAACAAAACGUCGAUAAUCCGGUUUCUGUUGGCCGAAGGAGCUGAGAAUAGAGACUCAAUUACUUUGAUGCAUGCAGUCAAAGAUCGAUUGGAUAUCGCUACCAUCAACAUGCUCCUAGAGUGGUCAGAGAUUCGAAGCUAUCGUAGAACAGGAAGCUACGGGUCAGCUGCGCUCCGAUGCGCCAUACGCCAACAGAAUUAUAUUCUGCUACAACUGUUGGCAGACAAAGUGGAUGUUGAAAAGAUGGAGUAUCUGUAUCCUGAUCCUGGGGAAAACGAAGAAGUGUGUAUAAGCCCUUUGGGUGAGGCGAUACAAGAAAACGACCUCGAAGCAAUCGAGAUAAUCCUCAGCAAAGGCGUUAGUCCAAACGCCCUAGUGGCCCACGACGGAAUCCAAUUCGAGUACGGUGCAUGGGAUGCUGACAGAACUGUUCUGAAGCGACUGACUCCUCUAUUGGCUGCUAUAGACAUGCGAGACAUGCGAGACAUGCGAGACAUGCAAGACAUACUAGACAUGCGAGAAGUGCAAAACAUGCAAGACAUGCAAGACAUGCAAGACAUGUCUAUUGUCGAGACAUUGAUCAAGAGUGGGGCGGAAAUCGACUAUCCACCUAAACAAGGGCUCCUGCGAACGCCACUGCAGAGGGCAGCAGAGAUAGGCAGUUUUGAGAUUGUGGGAUAUCUCCUCAAAUGCGGAGCCCCUGUCGACAGUAUCCCGUUCUACUCUGGUGGCACUCCCUUACAGUUAGCCGCAAUGGGAGGCUACGUCGGUAUCGCGACGCUUUUGCUCGAGCGAGGUGCUAACGUCAACUUUCCGCCCGCAAAAGGGGCAGGAAGAACCGCAUUCGAAGCAGCUUCUGAAUGGGGUCGCGUGGAUAUGUUGUGCCUUCUAGUCAAGUGGGGUGUUGAUCUUGAUCUCGUCGUUGGUGAGGAGACAACCGUUACAGAUCAUAACGACUUGAUGUCGGAUAACUCAAUUCUUCAAGACCCAGGUCGUGAUACUCAAUAUCUCCGGGCGCUCCAUUUCGCGGAGAAGCAAGGACAAAUGGCAUCAAAACGAUUCGUGGAACACCUGUAUCACCACACUCAUACUGCAGCUGGACAGGGUGCUCGAAAUUCACAACCUGGCUCUGUUUCAGGGCAAAACGAUUGGAAUAUGGAUGAGUUUUUGGAGAACUGGGACAACUGGGACCCAAACUUGCCAGUCGGUUAAAUUGGCGGUUUUGUGGGUGAACUAGAUUCUCUACUGGGUAUACACGAGUGAAUGGUAUAUCAACUUUUCUUGGCUCUUCAUCAGGUUUCUGUUGUGUAGAAGGCUCGGCAUGUUCGUUUUCUCUUAUAGUUCUGAAUAAAC